Molecule: messenger RNA, 2235 nt
Organism: Harpegnathos saltator (Jerdon's jumping ant)
Lineage: Eukaryota; Metazoa; Arthropoda; Insecta; Hymenoptera; Formicidae
Product: UDP-glucuronosyltransferase 2B10
Exons: 5
Coding region: 286-1929 (547 amino acids)
Molecular function (GO): UDP-glycosyltransferase activity
Source: RefSeq, a predicted model, not a curated record
UUAUAUAAUAUGUAGAUGGAAGUAUUAAUGACAACACUUUACGACGCUUAUAACUCCAUCUAUUGAAACUCCGCACGAACUUUUGCACUCACCCAAUAUAUAUAUACGCGUUAUAUCAAAGAUAUCGUAAGAGAUCCAAUGCACUGUGGAAAAAUAGCUGCAAAAACAGUACAGUCGAUACGAAUUUUCAUAUCGUUAUAAAAGAAGAAGAAUAAAGAAAGAGAAAAAAAGAAGAAGAGAGAAAGAAGAUUCAAGAAGAAGAAAGUGUAUCUAGAACGCGAUAAAAUGCAGAUGAUUAUUCAUGCGAUAUGCAUAGUUUUAUACUUGUGGUUGCUACCGACGAAUAAUAUAGCGGACGGCAAAAGGAUACUCGCGAUCUCGAUAUCACCUUGGUACAGUCAUCAAGCAGUCUUUCGGACGUUAUUCACCGCCUUGAACAAACGCGGGCAUGAGCUGGUAGUGGUGACCUCGAGACCGAUGAGAGAUCCAACAUUAAAGAAUUAUACGGAAAUCCAAGUGUCGGCUGUAAUAGAGGUACUCCCAGAGUUUAACGAGUUCAUACAAUCAAAGAGUCUAUCGUUAUUCGAAAAGAACAUGUACUUGAUGAGAUUUUUAAACAAUAUCGACCAAAGGGCAUUUAAGGAACCAGGAAUGAUAAAGCUUUACAGGCACGACAAUAACGAGAAGUUUGACACCGUAAUCAUUGAAGCGUUAACCGGUCCAGCGUUCUACGCUAUGGCGCAAAGAUUCAACGUGCCCGUCAUAGAAGUCUCAAGCGUGGGCAUGUACAAUUGUCAACGGUACUUUCGUGGUUAUCCUAUAGCUGCGUCGCAUCCUUCGAAUUGGGAAAAUUAUGUCAAAGAAGCGUCCUCAAUGUGGCAAAAGUUACAGAAUUUCUUUCACACGUGGAUGUUCAUUUAUACUUGGGCGAACAAAUUCAUGAUUAUGGAGCAAGAAAUUACGAAUAAAUAUUUCGGGAACGACGCGCCGAAUGUCAUGGAUGCGAUGAAAAAUAUAAGCCUAACGAUGAUCAACGAUAAUCCAAUAUUGAGAUAUGCUAGACCCGAGCAACCGAAUGUGAUAUCCUUCAGCGGCUUCCACAUAAAUAAAAUACCGCCGACUUUGCCGGGAGACUUGAGACGAUUCCUGGACAACGCGACGGAGGGAUUUAUUUAUGUGAGUCUCGGGACCACCGCGAGCUGGAGCAACUUAUCGAAAGAACUGCUGGGGAAGUUUGUUGAAGUGUUUUCGAAGUUACCUUAUAAAAUAGUUUGGAAAUACGAUUCCGAUGAGUGGUCGAGUAGGAAGCUCGAUAAUGUGUUUAUCUCAAAAUGGUUUCCGCAACAAGGCGUACUCGCCCACCCGAAUAUCAAGCUAUUCAUCUAUCAAGGCGGCUUGCAGAGCACCGAAGAAGCUGUCCAUUAUGCAGUCCCACUCUUAGGGUUUCCCAUUAUAUACGAUCAGCAUUCUCGGCUUCAGCGAUUGGCCUCAUUAGGUAUAGCGAUAUAUCUUAAAAUCGAGGAAUUAACAGCGGAAAAUCUCGACGAGGGCAUUCGACGGAUUCUCAGUGACAAAAGUUACAAAGAGAACAUGAUACGCAUGAGCGUCCUCGCCAAGGAUCAACCGUACGACAGCAUGGAGAACGCGAUAUGGUGGAUAGAGUACGUGAUGAAACACAAGAGCAGGAUGCAUUAUCUUCGAGUUAACGGGAUCGAUAAGCCGUGGUACCAGCUAUGCGAUAUAGAUAUCAUUGCGCUGCUUUCCACGACGCUGUUUGUAAUAGCAUGCGCGGCAGCGUUGAUUAUCCUUCAGAUUUUGCAUUUCCUUUUCAGACAUUUUUGCGCGCCGCGAACCUCGCUCCAAAAAUUUCUCAGUGUACGAUCGAGUGCAAAACGUGACGCGUUAAAAUCAAAGCCGUCCCGUAAGUGAUAUCUUCCUCCGCGUGUGUUUCGAGGAUAUGAAAUUAUUCUCAAAAUAUCUCGUGGCGAACAGAUAUCCUUUCUAAGCCGAGAAUAAAAUCAUCUUCAAGAAAUGCUAGCGAGCGUUCUUCUCUUUUCCCUUACUUUUCCCUUUGUUUCUCAUCGUUCCGUUAUAUAUUAUAUAUGUAAUUUUGCUACUUUGUGGCAAAAUAAAGAUCUUUGCAACAUUACUCACAGUCGACGAUAUUAGUGUAUCGUCGCAAUUAUAUUUGAAGCUCGAUAUAUGGGUGCCCCAUUUUCAGACCGAGAAGAACAA